Lodderomyces pseudojiufengensis is the source of this 657-nucleotide messenger RNA. RefSeq lists its product as uncharacterized. The record is from RefSeq and is a predicted model, not a curated record. Lineage: Eukaryota; Fungi; Ascomycota; Pichiomycetes; Serinales; Debaryomycetaceae. Bases 1 to 657 code for a protein of 218 amino acids. The transcript has a single exon.
AUGAAAGAGAAAGGGAUUUCAAAACUAAUCAAAUAUUUCAAAUCUACCAUUGAAUUUAGAUGUAAAAUCACACCACCACCAAAAAGUUCAUCAGAGUUGAAUUUUAUAAUUGAAAAUUUUGAAAAGUUAGGAACUAUUGAAUAUUUAGUUAACACGACAUUGAAUGAUGUAUCAAUAAUUGAAAAUGAUGGGUUUUGGCUCAAAAUUAUAUUCAAUCCAAUUUUGAAAAGAUCUAGGUUUGGACCAAUAUUAAGUGAGGAGGAAAUGCCAACAUUAGACAAGAAAUCUGACUUGGUAUCUAAAACAAUCAAAUCAAAGUUUAUCAAUAAUUUAUACAACUUGAUAGCGAUUCCGAGAUACCUCUACCUAAAGAAUGAUAAUCCUGGUUUCUUCACAAAUACGAAUCAUCUCAAGUUUGUAUAUGAUUUAUCGAGCAAAGGGUCAAUUUUUUAUAAUAAAUUCAAAUUAUCUAAUUCAUCAAUUGAGCAUCCUUUUAUAACUAUUAUUGAAAGUGAUCCGACCAUAAACAAAUUUAAACUAAGAGCGUCAAUACGGCACAAUUAUCAAUAUUUUCACAAAAUUGAUAAUAUCGAAAUCAUAGAUGAUGCUAGAAGAAUAUUGCAAAAUCUACAAGAGCCAUUAGAUAAAAAUAAAUAA